AUGGCCAACGCAGGCCUACUCCAGACCAGUCUGAUCUGGGUGGCUUACGCCGCCGCAGUCGUCUUCUGCCUCCUGGCUGCCAUCAUUACCACCUUCACCUGGCAGACGCCCCGGGAGCGAUCCGCCAUUGUCAGCAUCGUCGCUAUUGUCAGUCUGACGGCCCUCCUGGCAACCGUCCUUCUCUUGCCUGUCGACAUUGCCCUCAUUUCCUCCACAACACACGCAUCGCUUGGCGUGAAGAAGGACUGGGCUACCGAGGCGCGAGUCCACGAUAUCCUUCAGACACUGCGCAUCGUCUACUAUUCCCUCUAUAGCUUCGAUGCUUUGCUGUGUCUCUUGAUCAUCCCGUUCGCCUACUUCUGGCAUGAGGAGUACGAUGAGAUCGAAGUCGAGGAAGGCCGGUCGUUCAGCAGCCGCCUCAUUAGCGCGCUGAAGUACACACUCGUCUUCGUCGUUCUGGUCUUGAUCCUCUUCCUGGUCGGCUUCUUCGUACCUGCCGCCGGCGAUCACAACGGUGCUCACUGGGACCUGGACUACUUCAAGCGCAUUCUGGUUCAGAACAACGGCCAAAAGGCGCUUGCCUUUGCUCUUGGACUCCUCGUCACUCUCGGGGUUCUGCUGUAUGUCAUCUACACAGCCGCCGGACUGGCCCUGCUUCCCAUGUCCUUCAUCAAGUCUGCGCCCUCGAUUUCUGCGCCUCAACUCACCGAAAGCACCGCAACGGCCUUGGAGCAGAACCGGGAGCGCCAGCGCCAGCUGGAGAUGCGCAAUGCCGGUCGCCCUGAGGGUAUGUCGUCCAAGGACAGGCGUGAACUCGAGGCACUGGUGCGCGAAGAGCGCACUUUGACGCGUCGCGAAAGACUAGCAGCCGAAGCCUCCGGCGAAGGCCGCAGCACUAUCUAUAGAUUUUGGCUCAAGGUCUGCGCCGUCUUCCGGCCCAUCAAACUUCUCGGCGGUAUCUUACUGCUCUUGCUUUCCGUCUUGAUCUGGGUUUCCAUGUUGAUCACGGGCAUCGACAAGGCGAAGAACUCCUUCUGCAAGGGCAAGUGCGGCUACAUUCUGGGUCACAUCAACAUCUUCCAACCCAUCAACUGGGUCUUUAUCCAGUCGGCCAAGGCCUUCCCCAUUGACUACGUUUUGAUGGCCCUCUUGGUCCUCUUUUUCUUCAGCAGUUCAAUCACGGGUAUUGCAACCAUCGGCAUCCGAUUCUUGUGGGUUCGCAUCUUCCAGAUCCGCAAGGGACGUACCGCGCCGCAGGCUCUCCUCAUUGCGACCGUCAUGCUGGCCCUCAUCAUCCUCGCCAUCAACUACACCAUUGCAAACAUGGUUGCUCCCCAGUACUCCAUGUACGGCACUCAGACAUACUGCACAGCUCCUCACCACGCUGGCGAGACCCCCAACUGCAAGGACAGGCCCGAUUAUCUGGUGCAGUGCUCCGAAGCGCUGGAUCCCGAGGCCCUCAAGGUCUGCACGCCUUCCAUCAUGGCUGAGUUCCUCAACCGCAUCGCAAUCACGUGGCCCUUCUUCGGCCUGGUAGACUUCUGGGCCCAGUUUGUCUUCCUCGGUAUUUUCCUCGUUGUUUUCACAACUGGACUCUUCCGGGCUCCCAAGCUCAAUGUGUCCGAGGUCGAUGAGGACGCCGAGGAGGACGAGGAGGAGGGUCUGCUGGCAAGCACCGGUCGUAGGUUCGGAGCGACGUGGCAAGACAUCACGGGCCGCACCAAGAAGACCAGCUACGGUACGCAGGAGGGAAACAAUGGUGCCGGGUCCUCUGAGGAGGCCUAG
Colletotrichum phormii is the source of this 1785-nucleotide messenger RNA. RefSeq names its product LMBR1 domain-containing 1. Gene Ontology annotation, biological process: protein localization to vacuole. NCBI's taxonomy places the organism in Eukaryota, Fungi, Ascomycota, Sordariomycetes, Glomerellales, Glomerellaceae. Gene Ontology annotation, cellular component: vacuolar membrane. The transcript has a single exon. The record is from RefSeq and is a predicted model, not a curated record. The coding region runs from base 1 to 1785 and encodes 594 amino acids.